This is a messenger RNA of Aspergillus pseudonomiae, 1402 nucleotides long. Its product is annotated as 18S rRNA methyltransferase BUD23. Gene Ontology annotation, cellular component: nucleolus. Gene Ontology annotation, molecular function: rRNA (guanine) methyltransferase activity. The transcript has 2 exons. Gene Ontology annotation, biological process: rRNA (guanine-N7)-methylation. The record is from RefSeq and is a predicted model, not a curated record. Lineage: Eukaryota; Fungi; Ascomycota; Eurotiomycetes; Eurotiales; Aspergillaceae. The coding region runs from base 393 to 1232 and encodes 279 amino acids.
ACACAGAGGCAAAUUGGCUGAAGUUAAGUGAUUGGAAUAAACCGCGGUCAAUGAUUUAUGAAGUACCACAUAUGUUUUAUGCUUUCAUGCCUCAGGCUUUGAUAUGCCGUCACAAGGCACCAACUCCACCUUUCCCCUCCGGCAGAAAGCCAUGAGCCCGGAAAAAAAAGAAAAAAGAAAAAAAAAAGGGAGAGAGAAAGAGCAAAGGUCUAGAUCAAGUCGAUUUCCUGUUGUUCCUCAACUCUUCUCUUUCGAGCUUAUCUCUCAAUCCUAUAAAAAGUUUCUACUGAACAUUUCACCUUCAACUUUUUAACUCAAAGUAGGCAUACGUUUUGUCUGCUCUCUAAGACCCUUCACCAAGAAAAAGGAGUCUUUAAAUUAAGAUAGCAGUGAUGUCGCGUCCAGAGGAUAUCCUGCCCCCCGACCUUUUCUAUGACGAUAAUGAAUCUCGCAAAUAUACCACGUCCUCGCGAAUCCGUAACAUACAGUCUGAUAUGACCAAUCGAGCACUCGAACUUCUUGACCUUCGAUCUCCGUCACUGAUUCUAGAUAUCGGCUGUGGCUCCGGACUAUCGGGCGAAAUUCUUUCUGCAGUGGCCCCUGAACAUGGGGGACCUCAUACCUGGAUAGGCAUGGAUAUCUCACCUAGCAUGCUUGAUAUCGCCCUUCAACGGGAUGUAGAAGGUGAUUUAUUUCUAGCUGAUAUUGGGCAAGGAGUACCAUUUCGUCCAGGCACGUUUGAUGCAGCUAUCAGUAUCAGUGCCAUCCAGUGGCUCUGCAACGCCGAAACGAGUGACGUUAGUCCUGAAGGCCGCCUGCGGCGUUUUUUUGAAGGUCUUUAUGCUAGCCUACGGCGUGGAGGUCGUGCUGUUUGUCAAUUCUAUCCUAAAAAUGAUGCACAGCGAAAUAUGAUCAGUGGAGCUGCCAUCAAGGCUGGUUUCGGAGCUGGCAUCCUAGAAGAUGAUCCCGGGACAAAGAACAGCAAGCUGUACCUUGUUUUGACUGUUGGAGGCGGUGGUCUGCAAGGUGAUAUUACAGGCGUCGUGAAUGGAAUGGAUGAUGUUAAUAUCCUGGAUGCCAGAAGAAAGGCAAUGGAACAUGGGAAAAUGCAACUGCCCCGGAAGGGCGAUAAGGCUUGGAUUAUGCGGAAAAAGGAACAGAUGGAGAGAAAGGGCAAGGUUGUGAAACAGAAUUCUAGGUACACGGGCAGAAAGCGUCGCCCAGCUUUCUAACCGUCCAGCCAUGGUUAGCUUUCCGUGCUUGAUCAAGUCGAUAUAUCUUUGGUGCUUGGAUUCAUUGCGCAAGAAACAGAAAACAUUAGGGCAGAAAAACAAAUUCAAGCCGUGGCCACAAACAACAUUGAUGUAUCCAAUUACUGCGUUGUGGCCAUUGCCAUCCAGGC